AUGGAGACGUAUUACGGGCACGUUCGCACACCUGCGGACGCUAUUAUUCUUUUUGAGGCUUGCCGUAUCGGCCUUUUACCUCGCGUGCAAAGACGAUUAUCAGAGAAAGAGCGACAAUCAAUCCGUUCCGGUUCGGUCUUUGUAUGGGAUGAGCGAGAAGCGGGUAUGCGGCGAUGGACCGAUGGGAAGUCAUGGAGCGCCAGCCGUGUGUCUGGUAGCUUUUUGACGUAUCGUGAAAUGGAAGGCAAGCGCGGAGGUGGUAGCGUCUCUCAGGGUUCUGCGUCCCGAGGAGGUAAAACGCCUGAGAGUCGGGGCAGUGACGAUGACCGCGCGGAUGGAACAGAUGAGGGACCAGAUGGAUACCGUUACAAACCAGAUGGCUUGAUGAAGCAGUCUUUCAGUAUCACAACAUCCAACGGUCAACAUCUGCAUCUCAUUAGCUACUAUUCACGGUCCCACCCUUCGGCCGCUAACUUACAACAACCAACUACGGAUCCUGCGCUGCGCCAUGUUCGCCCCCAGAAAGGUCUCUAUCCCGAGUCAACAGUCAACGAUCAGCAAAACCUCCCUGUCGUUACCCGUGGACCUAUGCAAGGCGCUGCCUACCCCAUAACUCCCCAUCCUCUCGGCGCAUACCCGCGCGUCACUCAUACACAGCCAUACCCACCUGCCUAUGCUUGGCCGCCCACCCCUCUAGCCACACCACCGACUGUCUCGGUUCAGUACGGCCCUGGUCCUUCUUAUCUGCCCCCGGUAGGUGCCAAUGGACAUCCUCAUUAUGGCCCGCCACAUCAUCAGCCUCCACAUCAUCAACAUGGUGGUGCACUCCCACCCCCUCCACACGGGAUGACAAGUCCGUAUGAUCGACCACCUCACAUUGAAUCAACAUUGCCUCCAGCUGGACCACCGACACAACAACCAAGCUACAUGAACCGGUCACCGCGCUCAAUACACGACCAUGCUCAAGCCCACGCCCAUGCUCAUGCUCAGGCUCAGGCUCAAGCUCAGGCUCAGGCACAGGCCCAUGCUCACGAGCAACGCACCCCGCCUGUCUACGGGCAUACUUUAGUUGACCCUCGCAUGGCAUCACCGCGCGUGCCAGUCCAGUCCCUGGCGCAGCCAAAUGGCCACGCGCACAGCCCUCAUCUGGCGAAGCAGGAGCAUCCCGCCGCGCUGCCCUCUCUUAACCCCAUCGCCGCAUCACCAAAGUCUUCCGAUCCCACGAGCGCUGGAAAUGCAGUUCCUGGCAUUGGCUCAUUAAUGAACGGUGCAGGGCUGGCCCCUCUUUCCUCAUCGACUGCCUCUCCCGGUGGCCCCGCCGCGAGCUCGAACGGAACCCCCGCCGCGUGCUCUUUCGCUGAGGGUCCACGGGAUAUCCCUAACGAGAAGAUCGGAUUCGGAGGCGAGGACACGAGGGCACUGCGCCAGCUGGAUCGCGCCUUCAUUGCAUGA
Penicillium mononematosum is the source of this 1452-nucleotide messenger RNA. Its product is annotated as camp independent regulatory protein. Bases 1 to 1452 code for a protein of 483 amino acids. Gene Ontology annotation, molecular function: DNA binding. The record is from RefSeq and is a predicted model, not a curated record. The transcript has a single exon. NCBI's taxonomy places the organism in Eukaryota, Fungi, Ascomycota, Eurotiomycetes, Eurotiales, Aspergillaceae.